This is a messenger RNA of Orcinus orca (killer whale), 3432 nucleotides long. It is a transcript of the gene C14H10orf90, whose product is annotated as chromosome 14 C10orf90 homolog. The coding region runs from base 605 to 2533 and encodes 642 amino acids. The record is from RefSeq and is a predicted model, not a curated record. Gene Ontology annotation, biological process: regulation of centriole replication. The transcript has 8 exons. Gene Ontology annotation, cellular component: cytosol; centriole; centrosome. Lineage: Eukaryota; Metazoa; Chordata; Mammalia; Artiodactyla; Delphinidae.
AGUGAGGCAAGAGGUGGUGGCGGCCUUCUCCCCGGGGCCCUCCAGGCCCUCCGGCCUCGGGCUGGCGGGGCUGAGGUCACCCUUUGUGUCAGUAGCAGUCUGUUCUUGUUCCUUUCAGUCCUGGCAAGAAAAAGCAGGAAUUCUAAAAAGCGGCAAUUAUCACUCCUGGUUCCUUUGUACAGCGCCCGGUGAAUAAUUUAUUUGGAUUCGAGGGGCUGGAGACUGAAAAACAUAUUGGACCUCGCGGUAACCAGGUGGAUCUUGUGUUCAGAACUUGAAUGCAGCGGGAAAGAGAAAUGUGCCUUUGAAAUCAGAGAAGAUUUUGAGCACCUGAGAACACAGGUGGACGUGCUGGAGCCGGGCAGACAGCAACCAGAAGGAGUAUUUUUAUAGCACAUAAAGGUCACCCUCGAGGUUCCCACGUGCAAAUCCUAUAUUCUUUGCAGCUGGGGUUUGAGACCAACUAGGUCUGGAGCUGGAAAACUCCGGGAGAGGUGGAGCCCAGGCACUUCCCAAGUGCCUCCUGCUGCACUCGAUACCUGGAUUAAACAAAGAAAAUUGUGUUUGCCAGGCGCGCUCGCUGAAGUCACAGGAUUCCCGUAUCAUGCAGCAGUCUGGAAUUUCUACAAAAACUCUUCAGAAGGGGUAUGCUGCCCGCCACGCGGAAACAGCCGUCCACCGGACUUUUCAGAUCAAAACGUUUAGUACAGAGUUGAAAAACCAUGUGAUGGUCAUGGAUUUUGUGAAGAGGAACUGGUUUCCCUCCCAGAGAAGAGCCAAAGUUUGUAUCAUCCAUAUGUAUCAAGGCCUGAAGACAGCUGAGCAGACAGCCAGCAGAUACGAGGGGACUCUGGCAUCUCAGAACACAAAAAUGAUUUCAUCCAUAGUCAUUUCACAGCUGAUUGAUGAGAAUAAAUCAAAAGAAAAUGGGGCCGAGUUGCCUGUGCCGUGUGCGUAUCCCAUGAAGCUAUCGCUGGCUAAUCGCAGCGGAGUCACUAUUAACAGGGCCUUCGAGUUCCUUCCCGGUAGACUAGGAAUUCAGACGACGGUGGGGGAGCGAGGACCUGCGACAGAGCUGCCGCGCAAGGAGGAGAAGCCGUGCGGUGGCUCCCAGAAGGGAUUUGCUUCCAUCACCAUCACGGCCAGGCGCGUGGGGCCCCCUGCCAGCACCCUGGUGUGGGAGGCUGUCGGGGACCCGCUCUGCAUCAAGUGCAGGGCCCAGGAUGCUCUGCUUGGGGACCCCUCUACUCUGGCUGGUGGUGCCGAUGCAAGUCGGCACCAUGGACCUUUCACCUGUACAGAAUUCUCCAGAAACAGCUCUGUGAUGGGGCUGAAGAUCCCUGAAGCCCACGCACGGCUGUGUGAGGGACACGAGUACUGGAUCACCAAUGUGGACAGCAGGGAGGACCAUUCUUCUCCAAGCACCCCACGGUCACAGGAGGGAAAGAGCCCGCUGGUGUUCAGCUCCUGUGUCCAUCUCAGAGUGUCUCAGCCGUGUCCAAAUUCCGUCUACUAUCUGGACAGGUCCCUGUCUGUCCCCAUUGAGCCACCUCGACUUGCUGGCCCUAAGAUGCACAGAUCCGUUCUGUCCCUCAACCUAAAUUGCAGUUCACACAGACUGACACCAGAUGGCGUAGAUGGCACAGCUAACGGAGAGCCAAUAAGCAGCGCCUUGAAGCUGGAGCUCACGGAGGGAAACCAAAACCUCCUAGGCCCUCGCUGGAACCUAGGUUUGCAAGAAAGUUUCUUGAAGGAAAACCCAUCGUUGGGGCGGGUACAUUUGGGGACCGCGGGAACCGGCAUGUGUCCUUGGAGAGGCUCUCCUUCACUGGAAAAUACAGCUGCGGGAAGUAACCAGGUCACUGUGAGAAAAGGGAAGGAGGACCACGCAGCUCGUUGUCACACCGGUGGUCAUGGUCACGCCAAGCAACUGUCCAUUCACAUCCCGGGCUGGAGCUACACGGCAGGAGAUUACACGUGCUGUGACUUGGUUGUUAAAAUAAAGGAAUGCAAGAAGAGUGAGCAGCCCACCACGCCCGAGCCCGAGCCAGCGCCCACUGAGCCAGAAACCCCCCAGGGACCAGAGACCCACGACCUGCCGGAAGACUGUUCCAAGAGCCCGCAAAUGCCCACAAGCUCCUUGACCUUGCAGGAGGCCCUGGAAGUCCGCAAACCUCAGUUCAUUUCUCGCUCGCAAGAACGUCUGAAGAAGCUAGAACACAUGGUACAGCAGAGAAAAGCCCAGCAGAAGGAGAGCCUGGGCCAGAAGCAGAGUCUCCUUCCUGUCCGCGCCAAUAAGAAGCAGUUCACCGUUCCCCACCCUCUUAGCGAUAAUUUGUUCAAACCGAAAGAAAGGUACAUUUCAGAGAAGGAGAUGCAUAUGCGAUCUAAAAGAAUCUAUAAUAACUUGCCGGAAGUUAGAAAGAAAAAAGAAGAACAAAAGAAAAGGGUGAUCUUACAGAGUAACAGACUCCGGGCCGAAGUCUUCAAAAAGCAAUUACUGGACCAGCUCCUUCAAAGGAACGCAGUCUAACCACAGGCUGCCCUGCUGACCCUCUACCUGGACCUGGGACGACUUCAAACGCUGGAUAAGCCAUUAAACUUAGCAUUAUCUGCAUGACGUGAAAUACUUAUUUUACUUUUGAUUUUUUUUUUUCAUAAAGGAAAGCAUAGCUUCCCGAAUUGCUGACCCAAACCAAGCAGAAACAAAACCCCUUGAGGAAAUGGAUCAUCAGACCGCAGUGGGGUAAUCAACUCAACUGAACCCACUCGAUACGGUCCCUUCAUUUUUUUUUCACUUCUGAAUUUUAUCUUUUGCUUCUGGUUUUUCCCCCUACCAUUUCCACUCAGGCAGAAAGGUCUUCUAUGCUCAAGCGGGCUUAGAUCCCUGGGAGCUGGGGGUUUUUUUUUCAUUGAAUUUCUAGGACCUAAAAUACAUCACUUUCAAAAUACCAAUCUCAACUUCUGCCAGUUCUGCAAACUCCAAAUUUGGGGAUAUCACACAGUGUGUUUGCAACCUCUCUGGGUGUGUGUGCCAUGUAAUACUGAAGGCAAACUUUGGAACUAGGCGGGCGCUCUGCCAGGGGCUGGGGACAAGUGACCUGUUUCUUGGUGACCUGGGGUGAUCAGAGCAGCCCUCACUACUCCCACCCUACUCCCAGGACCUGCCUUUGUUUAGCAGAAGAGCCUAUUUCCAUGGAAGCCAUGAGGGCAGAAUUGGCUGAAAAAAGUUGUAGGUAACUUCAGUGUUUUCUGUAAACCGUCCAGCCCCCAGAAAGAGCUGUGUUGCUGAAAAUGGCCUGAUGGCUCCAACUGUAACGUUUCUUCCUCCAAACAGUUACAAUGUCCAUUAUUUAUAAAUGUGCAUUUGGGGAGUGAAGAGCAAUAGCUUUAUCAAAAAUGGAAAUAAAUGCAAUUAUUACAAAAAUUAAA